GACCACUGGGGAAGGUGCACAGAAGCAGGCUGUGAAAGGAGGGUACGCAGGAGCUGCCGGCUCCGGUGAGACAGCAGGAAGCUGGCUCUGGGAAGAGAUCCCUGGCACUACUUGGUCCCCUCCAUUCCCUGUUGCACAUAUCCUUGCCCCUGGACACUCCAGCAGCAUUUGGACCUCAGACUGGGCUGCUCGACAGUGGUGAGGAGAGAGGGAAGAGGGAAGACCGUCAGACUUGGAGCACAGGUGAGCACGCGCCAGCCCUGAUCAAGCUUCUCCAGCCCCACUGUGCCACGUACUCCUUGCCAGUGGACAGUGGCCUCUCACAGAAGUCCUAGAAGAAGUCUUUUUGCACAAUCCUCCUCAAUUUACUAAAGCAAGGUGAGCCAGAGCAUGCAGCAUACCGAGAGUGAGAUAGGCUGUAUCAUCCCACGGAUGAAACUGAGAAAUGAGGUGUUUGUCUUUAUUGAUGGUAAAUGGGUGAACGAGAUCUACUGUCAGCCACCCUUUGCCUCUCACCAGAAGCUCCUUAGCGAGAAGGCACAGAAUGAGUGGAGCAUCUGGGAGGAGAAUAGAGCACUCUGGGAGGAAAACCAAGUCCUCCGUAUCAAAAACAGGAUGCUCUGUGAAGAAAACAAGGCUCUACAAUGUCUCCAGUCACAGAACAAAGCUGUCCAGGUUAUUUACACUGAUGCCAUUCAGCAAGGCAGACAGAAGGAAAAUAAGCUGUUCCCAUUCUUCCAAGAGAGGAGUGUAGGCUCUUGGGUCAACCUGGGCAACAAAGCUCUCCAGGCAGUCCAGGAAAAGAAUAGAGUCUUAGAGGAUUUUCAGCAGGACAAUGAAGCAGUCCACAUCAGAUGGAAAGACCCAAAAGCUGUCAUAGUCAAUGAAGACAGCAAAGAUGCCAGCUCAAAUCUUCAGAAGGACACUGAUGCCAUCACAGCUAUGGAAGAAGUUAACCCUGGCCCAGUCCCACAGCAGGAACAUGAAGCUAAAAAGAGGAGCACCACUGCAACCCAGAAUAAGAUGAAGUCUGCCCCAAGUAUGCAGGGCGAGUAUGAAAUCCUCCGGGCUCUCCAAGACAUACAUGAACUCCUCUACACCUUCAUGGACCAUCUCCUUGGGGAGAAACAGGGCUGUCGUAGUCUAUAUGAUAUGAACAUGUCCUUCCAAGAAGAUUACAGUAAACUGAAGCUGCAGCUGAAUGCUAUGAAAAACACUGUGUCAGAUAUUACAGCUCAAAUGGAAAUGCUGGAAAAUGAGAUCAUUGCCAUCACUUCCUCAAUAUAUGGAGAAGCAGGACAGAAGCUGACAAAUGAGCAUCAUCUUGGAGAGAUGUGAAGCUUGCUACCAAGACCUGAUAUUUCGUUUCCCUGGAAAGCUUCCCUACUUGUUUCAGUGAACAUAAUAAGAUCCUGAUAGAGCCUGAAGACAUCUGGGAAACACUGUGUUGUUCUGAAACUUUCUUAUAUUACUUAGAAGUGUUUCACCUUCCAAUUAUAGAGUAUGAGUGGCUGUUAUGAAUUUGCCUAGUGCCAAGAAAACAUGUUUUUCAGCAUUUAAAACAAAAAUUUCUUACAAUAAGGCCUAUAUUUUCAAAAGAUAAUUCAUGCUUUUCACACUUAAUUUGAGGAACCUUAUGUUGGCCAUAUUUUCAGAGGGAUGGACACUUCUUGAAAAUGAAUAUCCUAACUGUGAGGUAAAUUGAAUCCUCAAUGGUCCCUUUCUUUCUUACGGUUGGCCAAGUUCAACGGCUGGACUAUGUCUUCUGCUACACACCAGCCUUUCCUUUCUCAUACAGGCUAAGCAGUGGCUCAUGGAAAAUGCAGCCUCCCAGAUAAGACAGGUCUGUACAAGACAACAUGACAUGGAAAACUAUACUAUUUAUGCCAUAUGUACACAUUCAUGCUGUCUCCUUUUUGCAGUCCCACAUUCCCACUGAAAUUAUUGUCUCUCUCCUUUGUUUAAAGCUCUUCCUCAGAAGAGAAUCCAUCUCCUGCCUCAGAGAGAACUGCAAAGCAAACAUUGCCCACCAGAACAGCAUGUCCCCUUCUGUCUUGGUUGUUUGUAAAUUACCUUCAUCGUUUUGUACCUUAAUUAGACUUAAUUACUCUCAAAUUGCUUUGUUUUGGUACACUUGAAUAAUCCUACUGACUUCAAGUGAGAUUAUUAUUUGCUGAUAAAUGACACUUUUAGGAUGCAGUGGAUAUGGGAAGGCUGCUUAGUAUCUUAUUUAUAACUCACUGCUGAAAGAGAAUUCCUGUGGUCUGUGGCGGUCUUUUCAGUACAGAUUUUCUUUGUGGCCAGUAAUUAAGCAUGCCUUUGUCUGCAAAUAAUCACAUGUAGUCGUGGACCUAACAGCUCUGUAGCCUGAAGGAGCAUUGAUGUUUCUCUGGAGACAUUCAAAACCCACCUGGAUGAGUUCCUGUGUGACCUACUCUAGGGGAUCCUGCUCUGGCAGGGGAGUUGGACCAGAUGAUCUCUAAAGGUUCCUUCAAACCCUUACGAUUCUGUG
Messenger RNA from Colius striatus (speckled mousebird), 2512 nucleotides. RefSeq names its product chibby family member 2 (gene CBY2). The record is from RefSeq and is a predicted model, not a curated record. The transcript has 2 exons. The coding region runs from base 391 to 1338 and encodes 315 amino acids. Lineage: Eukaryota; Metazoa; Chordata; Aves; Coliiformes; Coliidae.